UUGCCUUUUAUUGUGUUCUUUUUAGUGCACGAUAUUGUAAAACUUCGAAGUGGCGUUGUGGGGCGCAUUCCGGACAUUGUUGUUUGGCCAGCAAGUGAGGAUCAAGUCGUGGAGAUUAUUGAAGGUGCAAAAAAAUAUGACGUAGCAAUAAUCCCAAUUGGUGGUGGAACGUCGGUGUCGGGUGCCUUGGAAUGUCCGAAAUAUGAAGCACGCUCAAUUUGCUCGUUGGAUAUGUCGAUAAUGAAUAAAAUUAUCUACAUUGAUGAGGAAAAUUUGCUAUGCCGAGCACAGGCAACUUUUUUUUUAUUGCUUAAUGAGAAGGGCUUUACUUGUGGUCACGAGCCAGAUUCGGUGGAAUUCAGCACUCUUGGUGGAUGGGUUGCUACAAGGGCAUCCGGAAUGAAGAAAAAUAAAUAUGGAAAUAUUGAGGAUUUGCUAGUCCAUGUUACCUUAAUUACACCACAAGGAUAUAUCCGCAGGCAGUGCCAAGUUCCCCGAAUGUCCAGUGGUCCAGAUUUACAUCAAGUAGUACUUGGUUCCGAGGGGAUCCUCGGAGUAGUUACGGAAGCAACGAUAAAAAUAUUCCCGAAACCUGAAGUGAAAAAGUAUGGUUCUCUCAUAUUUCCAACAUUCCGGCAUGGCGUCAACUUUUUUCGUGAAGUUGCAAGACAGCAUUGCGAAUGCGCAUCGUUACGGUUGGUCGACAAUGAGCAGUUCUCAAUGGGCCAAGCGAUGAAAAUUGAUGACGGUUAG
Gongylonema pulchrum is the source of this 753-nucleotide messenger RNA. The record is from the annotation of a GenBank genome assembly. Lineage: Eukaryota; Metazoa; Nematoda; Chromadorea; Rhabditida; Gongylonematidae.